Molecule: messenger RNA, 1131 nt
Organism: Chaetomium fimeti
Lineage: Eukaryota; Fungi; Ascomycota; Sordariomycetes; Sordariales; Chaetomiaceae
Exons: 2
Coding region: 1-1131 (376 amino acids)
Biological process (GO): lipid biosynthetic process; fatty acid metabolic process
Cellular component (GO): membrane; endoplasmic reticulum
Molecular function (GO): heme binding; iron ion binding; fatty acid 2-hydroxylase activity
Source: RefSeq, a predicted model, not a curated record
AUGCCCGGCCGAACGCUCCCGACUUUCACCCUCGCCGAGGUUGAGGCGCAUAACUCGGCAAAGUCUUGUUUUGUCACGUUGGGGAGAAAUGUCUACGACGUGACCGAUUUCGUCGAUGCGCACCCCGGCGGCGGCGACCUGGUGCUCGAGUACGCCGGCAAGGACAUCAAGGAGAUCCUCGAAGACCAAGCGUCGCAUGAGCAUUCCCAAGCGGCGUACGAGGUUCUCGAAGAUUCCCACGUCGGUUUCCUCGCUUCCGCCAACGGAUCUGCCAACGGAAAGACAAAUGGCAAUGGCACGGCCAAUGGGGCAGCGAAUGGUGUGAACGGUACUUACGUGCAUCCCAGGACGGGCAUGUCCUGCGAGGAGGAUCUGAGCAAAGAUACCGACAUCUCCUCCGACUACAAGACGCACAAGUUCCUCGACCUGGGCCGACCGCUAUUCCCGCAAGUCUGGUUUGGCGGCUUCUCCAAAGACUUCUACCUCGACCAGGUCCACCGGCCGCGCCACUACAAGGGCGGAGAGUCGGCCCCUCUGUUUGGCAACUUCCUCGAGCCUCUCACCAAGACGGCGUGGUGGGUGGUCCCGACGAUCUGGCUGCCGUGUGUCACCUACGGCCUCUACAUUGCGAGCCCAGGGUUCACUAGCCCCCUGGGGGAAGCGGGCUGCUUCGCAUUUGGCGUCUUCGCCUGGACACUCAUCGAGUACUUUAUGCAUCGGUUCUUGUUCCAUCUUGAUUACUACCUCCCCGACAACCGGGUUGGCAUCACCCUCCACUUCACCCUCCACGGCAUCCACCACUACCUCCCCAUGGACAAGUACCGCCUGGUCAUGCCCCCAACUCUGUUUAUUGCGUUGGCCCUCCCCUUCUGGAAGCUGGCGCACGGCAUCUUUUUCUGGGACUGGUACAUGGGGACGGCCGCCUACUGCGGCGGCGUCUUCGGCUACAUCUGCUACGACAUGACACACUACUUCCUGCACCACCAAAACCUUCCGCUGUGGUGGAAGCAGCUCAAGAAGUAUCACCUUGAACACCACUUCCUCGACUACGAGAAUGGCUUUGGCGUCACAAGCCCCCUCUGGGACAAGGUCUUUGGCACCGAGCUUGAGAUGAAGCCCAAGAAGUUUUAG